Molecule: messenger RNA, 182 nt
Organism: Diversispora eburnea
Lineage: Eukaryota; Fungi; Glomeromycota; Glomeromycetes; Diversisporales; Diversisporaceae
Source: the annotation of a GenBank genome assembly
AUGACUGAUAAAAAAAUUCCAGUAUCAACACAAGCUAAUCUUUCUAUAAAGGAAGAACGUCUCAAGAAUUUUUUCAUUGCAGGAUUAAAUCCCAAAAACCAGCUGGUAGCAGAAGAAUACGGAAAAGAUCUUCCAUUAAAAAAGUUAGUAAAAUUGCUGACUAUAAAUGAAAUACGUGCUAA